This is a messenger RNA of Aspergillus puulaauensis, 1464 nucleotides long. RefSeq lists its product as uncharacterized. Lineage: Eukaryota; Fungi; Ascomycota; Eurotiomycetes; Eurotiales; Aspergillaceae. The coding region runs from base 1 to 1464 and encodes 487 amino acids. The transcript is spliced from 2 exons. The record is from RefSeq and is a predicted model, not a curated record.
AUGCCGAAGGAUAAACAUGGCAACGCAGAUACUAGCGCUCUCGUCGAGGUUGUGGUCCCCGCUCCCACUCGUGGUAUGAUGGGCUGGGCUAUGCUAGGCCCUGGGGAGACCUUGACGCCGCACAAAUCAUGGGGAGGAUCGGAAAUCAAACAACAGAAUAUUCUUUCAAGAAGCCGUAAGCGACCUGAAAGAGAUUCCGCAAGCCGCGGACCGGAGCGUGAGCCAGAGUCCAAACGGAGGGCAUCCGAAAAGAAUAGCUCGUCAAGACAACAUAUUGAGGCCGACAUGAGGCGAGAGAUAACGCGCCUUGGAAUUCAAAAUGAUCUAUAUGCCCUUGCGGAGUCAGAGGAGACUCGAAGACUCCAGGCUGAGGUGAAACGCCUAGAAAACGUCAAAGCCGACCUGAACAAAACGGUGAACCGGCUGAUGUCCAGCGCCGCUCAGCUAACAUCAGGGGAGCCUGGAACGGAUAAGGACAGCUUGUUACGCAAUAAGGAGGCGGUAAUCCAGGAGCAGAUAAACGUAAUUAAGGACCUUGAAAGAACCCUGAGCAAGUGCUUUGAGCAAGAGGCCAUUCGUUCGAAAGUCCGCGAUAUAGACCUGGCAACGAGUGCAACCAGUAUUGGUGAUGCAAUGACGGCUAUCAAACUCGGCAUUGUUAGUACAGCAGAUCUGUUAUCAAGCUGUAUACACCCUCCUAAUAAAAUCCCCCGCCGUUCUGUGGUUGGCUCCAACAUUCGAGAUCUAUUACAGAUAACAGGUAAUGACAACAAAGCACUUCGACUAAUGCCCGAUUUGGCCUUCCGGGCAAUACUUUUCCGGAUAGUCUGCGGUCACAUUCUAUGCUCUGAGAUGUGGGCAGUUUUCCACACCGGAGGAUUCAUGUUGCGAGCCUACCAACGGGCUAUCCAACACGCCUGUAUCGAGUUCGCCGAAACAUUUCACAAAGCUGCUCUUCUCCACAUGGUGGGACAUGACACGCAGUUCGAAACAUGCUUUCUGGCCGCGCACGCAAAGGAACUACAACAAUAUACAAUCCAGAUGCUAGAGCCGCUUCUUGACCCCGCAAAGGUAGAGAAAACGAAAGCGGACCUCCGUCGGGUCAUGGAUCAUCUGUUCCUCCAGGCAUUCUCCUUUCGGGCCCAAUGUCUCCCACCAGAUGGAGUACGCUACGAAGUUAUCCAGUUCAAGCCGGGCGAGCCGUUCAACCACGACACUAUGGAGGCACACGAUGUGACAGGCAACCGAUACCAAUUAUCAGGCUUGGUCGAGGGAACGAGACGACGGAUUAAGCUAUGCGUUCAUGGUAUGGUGGUGGCGCACCGCUUUCAGGAUAGCCAGGUGGAGGGUCUCCAAAAGAUGAAAGCGAUAGGCGAGUCAUUUAUAGCUUCAGAAGUCACAGGCAGUAACGGAGUAACAGGGGGAGACAUCGUCACUGAAAAGGCAAUUGUAAUUUUGGAUUGA